CCCUCAAACAUAACAGGAAGAGGAGAUGCUGCCGCUGACAACUGCUGCUGGAGUUAAAGGAGGUUGUCCGUCGAAAGGAGCUGACUGUCCUUGUCUGCUGGUUUAUUUUCAGAUGCCUGCAGGUGUCACCCUGGCUGUGGCCCUCAGUCUCCUGGCUCGGUGCUUAUCCUCUGUAGAUGAAGAUGUCCCUGGCCCAGCGAGUGCUCCUUUCCUGGAUCUUCGCCCUCAUCUUCCUCAUCAUGCUUGUCCUCAAGCUGGACUCUAAGAUUCACUGGAACUGGUUUCUUAUCUUCCUUCCUGUGUGGACCUUUGACACCAUCCUCAUCCUCAUGCUGAUAGUUAAGAUGGCGGGACGCUGCAAGCCGGCCUUUGAUGCCCGGGAUGGAGAGCAGGGUUUGAAGAGGAAGCUCUGGUACCUGACGGCCUUACUGCUGAAACUGGCCUUCUGUCUGAUUCUGUGCUCACACCUGGAGAGGCUCUUUGAGAUGUGGGUCAGUGUGGUGUGUGUGCCUCUGUGGGUGCUGUUGGGUGGAGCACUUGUGGAACUAGGACACAGUGUUUUUCACUACAGCAGAAACUGAAACAGACAGCUCUUGGUUUUUUAAGAAAGAGACGUCCAUAAAUUUAAAAGGAUGCUCUGACUAAUCCAGUGGAUUUGUAUCAGGACUGAUAAUGUGUAUUUUAAGAGUGAGUUGAUUAUAUGUCAGACUGGAUUGAUUCCAUGAAAAAAUGUUGUUUUUAAAAAGCCACGUUUUCAGUACGUACACGGGUUGUAGUGUUCCUAAAGUUCAGAUUGUGGCUUUCUAGUUUGAAAUAAGGGAGAUAAACAGCACCAUCUCACAAUACCAAGAAGUGAUGUGUCAGCUGCAAUUUUGUUUCAAAAUGCCUUACUACUGCAGAAAAAAAGAAACCAAUCCAUCAAGUAAUACUUUUAUAAAGAACUAGUAAUCCUGCCUCUUCAUUUUUGAUUACACUGAGUUGUUUUUACUUUUACUUUUUCCCUAUAAAGUAAGUUUUGCCUUAGGGUGACCACAAACAUUUGUACAUACAGUACAUGAAUGUCUGCUCAAAGACAUCCAAUCUGCACUAGUUUUGCCCCUUCCACUGAGCCAUACUGUACUGAUUUAUGUAAUCACUAUUAUAGUAAAAUAUAGCUUUAAUGCAGUUAGAGACAUAACAACCCUCAGUGAAAACAUAAUGUAUUAGAUUUCUUUGUCAUUACUCAGGUUUGGUGUACCAAACUGGCAUAUGAUGAUGUCAAGACUGUGUAGCUCUUUAUAUAUUUAUAUUUUUUCAACACUGAUGCAAAAGCAUUACACUAAAGUCAAAUGUAAAACUUAGAUUUAUUUAAGUAAGCAAGUAGAUCAGGGAGUGUAAAUGUGGCCCUGAUAGAAAUAUGGACAGAACAUGCCAGGCUGAUGCUUUAUAUCAUGGUGUGUUGAUGAUAGAUGGGUCUAAAUGGAUUGUCAAACAGCCAUACACUAACCAGCUCUCUCUAUCCUUUUUCUGAGUGUACAGUUGUUGUUUUUUUUUGUUUGACCAUUUUUUUGGAGGGGACAGUUGGAAAUGGAGAUGAAAGUAGAAAAUGUCGAGCAGUAAAGUGCAGCAGGUAGGAGUUGAAUCCUGGCCAUCUACCCUCUGUACAUAAUGUGUGCAGAGAUGCAUUUCCGAUGAAAUUUGCAUUUUACUUCUUAUUUUCCCUGGGAUGAUACAAACAUGUUUAAAUGUAAACAAAAAUCGAUCCAUAUGUCAUUACAAAUCUAGUCCCUACAGUCAUGUGCAUACGCUUUAGGCAUGUAGGGCAUUAAGGAUUCAUCACGGGGCUCUAUGUUCCACAACCCGGGCUGGAGGCUGCCGAGGUGCCACAUUUGGACACAUGCAUGUGUACCUCAGCAGGCAAGGUUAAGCUUAACUGCAUUAUUUUGUCCAGUCCUUUUCACCCCUGAGACCACCAUCCCCUUGUAAUGUCCAUGGCACGUGGUGCUUACUCCUGGCAUCCACCCCUCACUGUGCCCUAUGCCCCUGGUAAUAAGCAAGGGCAUCCAGAGCACAGCCCAGGCUGUGUCAGUCCUCCUUUCCACUUGAUGGUGCCCACAACUGACUAUUUUCAUCGGGGGGGCCUACUUAUUUCAGCCUCAAUUUUUGGCCCAAACAUGCCGGAAAGUUGUGCACAGUACUGUAUGCAUACUGCAUGUUGGCAUCCCAGGGCUUCAAACCGUGCAUAGAGCUUAUGGCUGUUUUAGAGUGGGUGUGCGACAGCUGCGUCUUAGCUGCUUCACAGCUUGAUCUUUAUUUUGGCAUGCACCUUAACAAAUCAGGACUUUAAGAUUGCCUGUGUGAGCACUGAGGCUUACAGGCUGAAAAUCCAGGGAAUAGAAGGCUCUACUAUAUUUUCUGGAAGUGUCUUUCAGCCAAAAUAGGCGGGAAAAUGAUGGAGCAGUAGUUGCCUUAAAGUGUUUCCACACCUUUAAUGUGCUUGCAGUGUGUUUCUGGUUGACACUAAUGAAUGACACAAGCUGAAGCAUGUCAGUCUAAUAAAUUUGUUCUCUAAACUUC
Messenger RNA from Cheilinus undulatus (humphead wrasse), 2556 nucleotides. Its product is annotated as transmembrane protein 60-like. The record is from RefSeq and is a predicted model, not a curated record. The transcript is spliced from 3 exons. Lineage: Eukaryota; Metazoa; Chordata; Actinopteri; Labriformes; Labridae. The coding region runs from base 177 to 581 and encodes 134 amino acids.